GCUAGGCUCGCAGAGCCGCCGAGGACUGUCCGACUCCGAAGAGGAUUGCCGCUCGGAAGAAUUGAAAAACGAAAUAGUUUUAUGCCGAUAACGGAGUUGAGGUCUGAACCCGUUCGGUCGGCCGGGGCGCCGUUGGGCACCACCUAAACGCCGCGGCCCGAGUCGCGGCGUUCGUCGGGACGAUCGGAUUGAAUGUGGAUUCACUACAACAGGCCGCGUCGCCAUUGCUCGCAAGAGCCUUUGCUGUUUUCACAAACUCGGCUCCCGGGAAAAUAAGGGUCAUAUAGGCCUUCUGAGAUGAGGAAAAAAUGUCGACAUCACCGUGUGGCGACGCCGAAGAGGGCGUCUUCACCCAUCAAGCCUUCACCCAACCGGGAAACUCUGACUUAUGCCCAGGCCCAGCGCAUGGUGGAGCUGGAGGUGGACGGUCGUGUACAUCGGCUAAGUAUAUACGACAAGCUGGAUGUAAUCAUAGACGAUGAUCCAACAGCCCAGGAGAUAAUGGAGUGCAACAGCAACAAGGAGAACAAUGAGAAGCCCCAGCAAGUUUUGGUGCGGUCAGUGCGUCUCAAGAACAGUCGGCAGAAAAAGAACGCAGCGUUGACCACCACGCAUGGUACUGCCACCCUUGGAGGUGGGAGCGCUCUCCUGGAACCCAAGUUUCGCAACGUGGAGUACAAUUUGCCGGUCGUGCCAAAGAGACCGGCAACUUAUUAUAAGUAUAUGGAAAGGACGGCCGAGGAGCUUGAUGAGGAGGUGGAAUAUGAUAUGGAUGAGGAGGAUUAUGCUUGGUUGGAGCUUCUCAAUGAGAAGAGGAAGAGUGAGGGCAUCAGCCAGGUGUCGUACAACCUAUUUGAGUUCCUCAUGGAUCGCUUUGAGAAGGAGUCCUACUUUGCUACCCAAGGACAGAGUGACAUGCAGUCACUAGUUGACGAGGACGCCGUUUGCUGCAUCUGCAUGGAUGGAGACGGUGCCGACAGCAAUGUCAUCCUCUUCUGUGACUCGUGCAACAUUGCUGUGCACCAGGAGUGCUACGGUGUGCCCUAUAUCCCAGAGGGCCAGUGGCUGUGUCGCCACUGCCUCCAGUGCCCCUCACGGCCUGCUGAAUGCGUCUUCUGCCCCAACCGGGGAGGUGCCCUCAAGAAGACGGACGACGACCGCUGGGGGCAUGUGGCUUGCGCCCUGUGGGUUCCCGAGGUGGGCUUCUCCGACACGGUCUUCAUUGAGCCCAUCGAUGGAGUCAGCAAUAUCCCGCCUGCCCGCUGGAAGCUCACGUGUUACCUGUGCAAGGAGAAAGGUGUUGGGGCCUGCAUCCAGUGCCACAAAGUCAAUUGUUACACUGCCUUCCAUGUCAGCUGUGCACAGAAGGCAGGCCUCUACAUGAAAAUGGAACCAGUCAAAGAGGUGACAGAGUCAGGUGCUGCAACUUUUUCUGUGAAAAAAACCGCCUACUGUUGUGCUCACACACCUGAAGGCUGUGACAAGAGGCCGCUCAAUAUUUACGAGGAGGCUCACACUAAGAAUGGAGCUUGUCACAAACGAGGAGAGAAAAGAGGGAGGGCCAGGCUUAAAGGUUGGCAGAAGAAGAGUAAAAGAGCAGAGCCAGAGCUGGAACCAGAAGCACCGGCAAACUCUGGUCCAAGCAUCACCCCAUCUAGUUUUGAAACAAUCCUCAACCAGGUGGCUGUCCAGAGGAAAAGACCAUUUGUGGAGCGGGUCUUGAGCUACUGGGUGUUAAAAAGGCAGUCAAGGAACAAUGUGCCACUGAUCAGACGGCUGCAGGCUAAUCCCCAGCCUCAGAAAACAAAGCAGCCGGAGUACCGACUGGAGACAAACAAGGCACUGAAAGAACAGCUUAAAGAAUGGCAUCGUUUACGUCACGACCUGGAGCGUGCUCGCCUCCUGCUGGAGCUGAUCAGGAAGAGGGAAAAGCUAAAAAGAGAGGAGAUGAAGCUCCAACAAUCAAUACUGGAGGUCCAGCUCACGCCUUUCAACAUCCUGCUCAGAGCUGUUCUGAGCCAGUUGCAAGAAAAAGAUUCUUACAGAAUCUUUGCUCAACCUGUCAGCACCAAGGAGGUUCCUGACUACCUAGACCACAUCAAGAACCCAAUGGACUUCUUCACCAUGAGGAAGCGUAUUGAUGCUCAUGGUUACAGGAGUCUGGAGGAGUUUGAGGCUGACUUCAACCUAAUCAUCACCAACUGCAUGACGUAUAACGCCAAGGAAACAUUCUUCUACAAGGCUGCCCAACGAAUGCAAGACCAUGGAGGCGCAAUCCUCAGAAAAGCACGGAGAGAUGCUGAGAGGAUUGGCUUUGACUUCCCCAGCGGGAUGCACCUCCCUGAAGCCCCAAAAAUAGAGGUGUCUCCAUCUUUCUCCUGGGAGGAUGUGGACCGGCUGCUAAACCCAGUUUACCGGCAGCAUAUGCCCUUGGAAGAGCAGCUGAAGGAGCUACUGGAGAAGCUGGAUCUCAGCACUGCCAUGAAGCACAGCCCUUCACGCAGCAAACGGCUCAAACUGCUGAAAAAGACCAUUAUGGAGGUCCGCAGUGAGAUGAGCCUGAAGAAGCCCCUUCUGCCUCCCCCAGAACCCAGCCCACCCCAAUCGGAACUGCAGGAGAAACCACUACCUGAACCCUCAACUGAAGGCUGUAUGCUAGAGGAAGAGGAGAAGUCUUUGCCUCCGCCAAAACUUGAGCCAUUAAUUUCACCACCGCAAGUUGAAAACUCAGGAGGUGAUUCAGAGCCACCUACUUUGAAGCCUGCCAAAUCCAGUGUAGAUGACAUUCAGAUGCAUGUCAAUGGCGAGAGCGACACCACGACUGCUACCUCCGUACACCAGGAUGCUCUCAAUGGGCGUAUUCCAGACCCCCUGCUUUCUGACAGCGGUCUCGGUGUCAUGGCCACCUCUGUGUUUUCUGAAGCCUCUGUCACUGGCAACAGACGGACCAAUGUGCUCUUCCGAAAGUCCAAGAGUGUCAGCCCGCAGAAACCCAACAAAACGGUUGAAGCAUCGACAGGUUCCCCACCACUCGGUGCCAAAACCUUUCUCUCAGUUGUGAUUCCUCGCCUCGAAACCCUUCUCCUGCCUAGGAAGAGGGCCCGUAGCACUAGUGGAGAUGGUGAGGAGGAGGAAGAGGAAUCCCCAAUCAAACGCCUUGAUACAGGACUAGCCAAUGGCUUUGUGGUGGAGGAAGAGGAGGUGAGUCUGCCCACUCCUACCAGACCCCUGGAGCCUCGUAGACGUUGCGCAUCAGAGUCCAGUAUCUCCUCCAGUGGAAGUGUCCUUUGUAGCACAAGCACGGUCGUUGUGCCAAAGAGCAGCAAAGGGAGGCCGGCUGUUGCCCGGCGGAGCACUGUGGAUGAUAAAACUGCUCUCAUCACCUGUAUCGAAAAUGGGGAGUUCACAAAAGCAGCCAAGAUUGCAUCAGAAGUUGGCAGCGGAAAUGUAUGGAUGCCCACUAGUGCCUCAACAUUUGUUCUGGAACCUCUUAAACUAGUUUGGGCAAAAUGUAGUGGAUAUCCCUCCUACCCUGCCUUGAUCAUGGACCCCAAAAUGCCGAAGACGGGGCACCAUCACAACGGGGUAUCCCUGCCCCUGCCCCCGCAGGACGUUCUCAAAGUCGGAGAGCAGAUGCAGUACAAGUCCGCCGAGAAACUCUUCCUCGUCCACUUCUUCGACAACAAGCGCAGCUGGCAAUGGCUUCCUAGAUCCAAGAUGGUUCCUUUUGGGAUGCAUAAGACAGUUGACAAAAUCAAGCUGAUGGAGGGCCGUUCCUCCAGCAUUCGUAAAGCAGUGCAAACGGCCUUCAACCGCGCCAUGAGCCACCUCAACCAGGUCAGGGAUAAGCCUAGUGGCAAACCCAACAUCAAGGACUAAACCCCUCCAACGGCAACCCCUCAUUUCCUACCAGCUCCCUUUCAGUCCCGACAGGACAUCUUUGUC
Lampris incognitus (smalleye Pacific opah) is the source of this 3945-nucleotide messenger RNA. It is a transcript of the gene brd1b, whose product is annotated as bromodomain containing 1b. Gene Ontology annotation, biological process: regulation of transcription by RNA polymerase II. Lineage: Eukaryota; Metazoa; Chordata; Actinopteri; Lampriformes; Lampridae. Gene Ontology annotation, cellular component: MOZ/MORF histone acetyltransferase complex. The coding region runs from base 298 to 3879 and encodes 1193 amino acids. The transcript is spliced from 13 exons. The record is from RefSeq and is a predicted model, not a curated record. Gene Ontology annotation, molecular function: protein binding.